Molecule: messenger RNA, 7748 nt
Organism: Haliotis rubra (blacklip abalone)
Lineage: Eukaryota; Metazoa; Mollusca; Gastropoda; Lepetellida; Haliotidae
Product: phospholipid-transporting ATPase ABCA1-like
Biological process (GO): transmembrane transport; lipid transport
Cellular component (GO): intracellular membrane-bounded organelle; membrane
Molecular function (GO): ABC-type transporter activity; ATP hydrolysis activity; ATP binding
Source: RefSeq, a predicted model, not a curated record
CGUGAACCGAACCGGACUUGUCAAGUCAUUCUUGCCUCUGAUCGUCUGACAGUAGCUUGACAGGGAUCGUGUCUACGCGGAAAUAAUAUGACGACACCUGGCCUAGACUAAAAGAGAAGUUAAACACCGACGCCAUGGGUUUCGGUAAUCAGCUGCUGCUGCUAUUGUGGAAGAAUUUUACUCUAAGAAAACGACAGCCGGUGCGUGUCGUCAUCGAGCUGGUAUGGCCAUUGUGCCUUUUCCUGAUCCUGGUGGGCGUGAGGACAAGACCUGACCUCAUCAUAAACCACCCAGAAUGUCACUUCGAUGGCAAGGCAAUGCCGUCUGCAGGGACGCUGCCGUUCCUGCAGUCAUUCCUGUGUACCUUUAACAACACAUGCCACCAAACAGUCACAGCAGACGAAAGGGCGGGAACAGUUGACAGCUUCAAUUCCUCUACUAUAUCCAGACUGCUGGAGGACAUAGAGAAGGUGCUGGCCAACAAUACAGAGAGAGAGGAAAUAUUUGAUCUGAUCAAUGACCUGGAGAAUCUCCAACAGCUUCAGGACAUUGUCUGGAAUGGGACAUCUGUAGGGUCUCUCCAACUAGGGAACUUGCUAGUGGAUCCUGAGCAGCUCCGGCAACAGAUCGCAGCCCAGAACAUCAACCUCACUGAGGGUGCCCUGAAUUCCCUCCUCAACGCAUCAUUGUCAGUCCGCAAUCUGGUGGGCAACGUAACAAGUGGCAACCCAUUCCCCUUCAUGAGUCUAGUGGUAUUCCUUGAGGAACUAGAAUUGCCCGACAAUGCCGCCAACUUCAAUUCAACUCUGGACCAGUUACGAACAGACGUCUGCAACAACAGCCUCCUGGAGAGGUAUUUUGAGUUUGGUAGUCCAGCAGAUGCACGGAACGUCCAGGAUCAGUUGUGUAACCUGAACAUCACCGAAGCCGUCCAGCUGUACAGGGACUUCCGUGAUGAUAUCAACGUGAUACAGGUUAUCAGCGAGGUGUCCGAGUAUGUGCAACAGAACACAGGCGUCAGACCCAACUUUGACAUUGAAUCAUACAGAAGACUACUGAACAUAUUUAGGGAUGUGAAUGACCUGAGCAGUCUGCAAGCUCUCCAGAAGGACCUGAUUGACCUGCGAGAUGAAAUGCAAGCUGCCCAGGAGGCCAGAGGACCUGGCAAUGUGACCCAAGACCUCAGCAUGCUCAUCUGUGGCCGACCCAACUCCUUCUUGCGGGUCAACCCUAACAACACGGACCUCUUCAGUGGGAGUUCUGGUUCAGGGCGGGUCGACAUGGAGGAGUCUGAAGAACAAAAGAUGAGGAGAGAGAAGGAGAGAGAGGAUGAGAUGAAGGAGUUCACUCCAUUCUGCAUGGACCUGUUUGCAUCCUUUGAGGCAACGCCCUACACUCGUAUCCUCUGGCGCCAGCUUAAGCCAGUCAUCUUGGGUGUUAUUCCAUACGCCCCGGACAAUGCUGCCACCAGGGCCAUCAUCAAGCAGGCUAAUGCCACCUUUGAGAACCUUGCCUCCCUCCUGGAUGUUGCUGAUGAUUGGCUGGAGAACGUGUCCCCUAGAGUGUACAACUACCUCGACAACAGCACCACCAUAGACUUACUCAGGAGAUUCACAUCACGAUCUGGAUGUGCGAAUCUGACUAAAGGGCUGAAGCUGCUUCAGGAAAUCAACCCUGCCACCAAUAUCCCCACCUUCAACACCAGCACCUGCGACUACUUCUCCCGCUACCUCUACAACGGCCCCAACACCACGGGGUAUGACUGGAGGGACUCACUCAACUACACCAACUACUUCAUGUCCGAGAUUAAGAAGUACCUGCAGUGUUUCAGAUUUGACAAGUUCCGACCAUAUCCAUCCGAGUACUCCCUGUUAAAGGACAGCCUGGAUAUGAUACAGACCAACACCUUCUGGGCAGCUCUGGUAUUUGAAACUGAUGAGGAUGCAGCAUCUGUCCCAAAUUACAUUUCCUACAAGAUCAGAAUGGACACAGACAAAGUAGACAGCACAAAGAAAGUACAAGACAAGUACUGGAGCCCAGGCCCCAGGGCCCGAACUGGCAUUGACACCAAAUACCUGACGUAUGGCUUUGCCUUCCUGCAGGAUAUGGUUGACCACGCAAUCAUCCGGGUGCAAACUGGUGUGGAGGAGGAAGUGGGGGUGUAUUUGCAGCAGUUCCCUUACCCUUGCUGGGUAAAGAACAGGUUUACAAUGACGAUAUCUCGGAGCAUGCCAAUGUUCAUGGUGUUAGCAUGGAUCUACUCAGUGGCCAUGAUCGUGAAGGGGAUUGUGUACGAGAAGGAACGUCGUCUGAAGGAGGUGAUGAAGAUGAUGGGGCUGGGUAACGGGGUCCACUGGCUGGCCUGGUUCAUCAACGCCUUUGUCAUGAUGAUCAUCACUGUCGUCAUGCUUGUGGCAGUGCUCAAGGGCGGUAAAAUCAUGGAGCACUCGGACCCAUCUGUUAUCUUUGUGUUCUUGUUGGCGUUCACGCUGGCAACCAUCAUGCAGUGUUUCCUGAUCAGCGUGUUCUUCUCCCGAGCCAACCUGGCGGCAGUGUGUGGGGGCUUCUUGUACUUCCUCUUGUACAUGCCGUACACCCAGGUGGUGCAGUGGGAGGAAUACAUCAGCACCUCCAUCAAGCUGGCCUCUUGCCUGUCAUCAAGUGUAGCGUUUGGAUUUGGCUGCAGCUAUAUAUCUCGCUAUGAAGAACAGAUGACUGGUCUACAGUGGAGCAACAUCGCUGACAGCCCCAUCCCCGACGAUGACUUCAGCAUGGCGCGGUGUAUCCUAAUGAUGUUGGCUGAUGCUUUCAUCUAUGGCCUCUUCACCUGGUACAUUGAAGCUGUCUUUCCAGGCCAGUAUGGAAUCCCUCGCAAAUGGUACUUCCCCAUCCAGAAAACCUACUGGUGUGGACAGCGUUACCAAGGAGACUCAAACUUCAUGGGCAACCCUGAAGCAGCCAACAUGGAAAUGAACUGUGACAAGGAGAAUCUAGAGGCAGUGCCCCCUAACAGUAAAGUGGGUGUGUCCAUACACAACCUUACUAAGGUGUACAAGACUGGGAAAAAACUGGCAGUAGAUGGGUUGUCGCUCAACUUCUAUGAGGGUCAGAUAACAUCUUUCCUUGGACACAACGGUGCAGGAAAAACUACAACCAUGUCCAUCCUGACAGGCCUGUUCCCUCCUACAAGUGGCACAGCGUAUAUCAACGAAAAGGACACCUCCCAGAUGGAUGAUAUCAGGAGCAGUCUGGGAAUGUGUCCACAGCAUAAUGUUCUCUUUGACCUCCUAACAGUAGAGGAGCACAUCUGGUUCUAUGCCCGACUCAAGGGAAGGACCAAUGCAGAGGUGAAGCAAGAACUGCCUCAGAUGGUCAAAGAUGUCGGACUGCCCAACAAGAUCAAAGAAAUCUCCAAGAACCUGUCAGGGGGUAUGAAGCGGAAGUUGUCAGUGGCUAUUGCAUUUGUGGGUGGAUCUCGCACGGUCAUCUUGGAUGAACCUACAGCUGGUGUUGACCCAUACGCUCGCAGAGCCAUCUGGGAUCUGCUCGUCAAACUGAGAACAAACCGUACCAUCAUAAUGUCCACCCACCACAUGGAUGAAGCCGACAUCCUUGGGGACCGCAUCGCCAUCAUCUCACAUGGCCGACUCUGCUGUUGUGGCUCUAGCCUCUUCCUUAAGAACCGCUUCGGCAGUGGCUACUACUUGACCCUUGUCCGCCAGGAUGACCAGGAGCAGAAAGAGGUUGAAGCCAUGGACGUAAUCAAACCUAAACCCAGCAGGCCAUCCACUGCCGGCAGCAUCCGCUCCACCAUUGAUGUUGUGCCAACAUUUGAGAUGGAUGAUGAAGGUUACUCUGAGCGACCAGACAGUGACAAGACCAGCAGUACAAACAGCAGUGACCCACCUACACCACCACCAGAGGGAGCCACUAUGAUGCGAGGUUUCUCAGUACAACGACUUACUGCCUUCAUACAGAAGUAUGUGAGUGGAGCCAGGCACGAGGACAACAACACAGAGCUGUGUUACCAGCUGCCAGAGGAGGCAGCUCACAGUGGAGACUUUGAGGCCUUGUUCUCUCAGUUAGAGAUGUGCCACUUUGACCUCGGCAUCUCCAGCUUUGGAAUCUCUGACACCAGUCUGGAGGAGGUUUUCCUGAAGGUUGCGGAGGAUAGCGGUGUGGACAUCCCCACAGGCGAGAUGACUCAUAAGCAGCUUGAACAGGUCUAUGAUGGAGGCAAAUAUCCAAAGCCAGUGUCUCGUCUGAGUUUCCGUAAGAAGAAGUUUGGCAUCUUCCCCAUCAAGCAGCGAGUGAACCGCGUCAACAGCACUACUGACCUGAUGGAGGACAGUGACCUUGAAAUGACAGAUGAGACAUCAGAACAAGCUAGUGAUCCAGGUUUCUGUGCCGAGUCAGAGACAAAGCUAUCAGGAUGGACCCUCAAACGACGUCAGUUCUGGGCACUUUUCAUAAAGCGUUUCCACCGUGUUCGCCGUAGCAAGAAGGGCUUUGUGUGUGAGAUCAUCCUGCCGGCAGGGUUUGUGUGUCUGGCCAUGGUGUUUGCCCUUAUCCUGCCCCCCUUCCAGGCGGAACCAGCCCUGGAGCUGCACCCCUGGCUCUAUGUGCCCCAGAAGGGCGACGAUCACCUCUUCAUGUUCUACAGUAAUGAUGACCCUGGUACAACCCUCGCAGACAAACUGGAAAGCACCCUCCUGUCCAAGCCCUAUUUAGGAACAAGAUGUAUGAACUCGUCGGUCUAUCAAAUCAGUGGGAUGCCAUGUGAGCCAUCAGAUGCAGUGGGAAAAUGGACGGCACGACCGAAGCUGACCGGAAACCUGUCCAUAGACUCUCCAUCCUGUUCCUGUGCCUCUGGAGUCCAGGAGUGUCCACCAGGUGCUGGUGGCCCCACCCCUUCCCAGACCUACCUCCCGACAACAGACUACCUCUACAACAUGACAGGGCGGAACACCAGCGACUGGCUAGUCAAAACCAUGAAGCAGUAUAUCAAGAGAAGAUACGGAGGCUUCAGUUUUGGAGACAAGAACCCUGUAGCUCAGCUGAAUUCUACACAAAUAGUGAACAUCAUUGACCGACUCGGAAGAGCAGCCAAUAACGGUUCUGCUGUUGUCGAUGGUAACGAGACAAUAUGGCAGGACCUGGAUGAUUUAUUCAAGAGAUUUGUCCGGCAGGACAUUGCUAAGGUAUGGUUCAACAACAAGGGAUGGGCAGCUGUCGUGGCCUAUAUGAACUCUCUCAACAAUGUCAUCCUGCGCAGUUAUCUCCCCUCCUCUAAGGACCCCAGUAACUUUGGCAUCACCACCAUCAACCAUCCACUCAACUAUACCCAGGAACAACUGAAUGAUGAAACAAUCAUGAACAGUGCCAUAGACGUCCUGGUGGCCAUCUGUGUCAUCUUUGCCAUGUCCUUCAUCCCAGCCAGCUUUGUGCUGGUGCUGAUUGAGGAGAGAGUGUCCAACAGCAAGCACCUGCAGUUUGUCAGCGGCAUCAACCCCACCAUCUACUGGGUGGCCAACUUCACCUGGGAUAUGAUGAACUACCUUAUUCCUGCACUGCUGUGUUUUAUAAUAUUCUUGUGCUUCAACAAGGAGGCUUAUGUUGGCCCUGGCCAUGCCCCAUGUCUUGUGGCUCUACUCUUCCUUUAUGGGUUUGCAAUCAUCCCCCUCAUGUACCCGUUUGCUCGGUUGUUCUCUGUACCAAGUUCGGCCUUUGUUGCGUUGUCGUGUGUGAACGUGUUCCUGGGAACUGUAUCAACCCUGGCAACCUUCAUCUUGGAGGUGUUUGAGCAGGACGAUGAAGGUCUUGCGGACAUUAACAAGAUACUGAAACAGGCCUUCCUGAUCAUGCCCCACUACUGUCUGGGCCGAGGACUGAUGGACAUGACCGCCUACAAGCUGCAGGCCGAUAUCAUCUCUAGAUUUGGUGAGACAUUGGAGUACAACCUGUUUGACUGGAAAAUAGUUGGCCGCAACUUGUUUGCCAUGUUUGCCCUGGGUAUCGUAUUCUUCAUCUUCAACCUGCUAAUAGAGUACAGGUUCUUCAUCAAACCAAGGAAGGUAAAGGGAGCAACCACUCCACUGACCAACGAGGACAUUGAUGUGGCUCGGGAACGUCAGCGGGUCAUGUCAGGGGGGGCAAACAAUGACACUUUGAAGCUGGAGAACCUCACCAAGACCUACUGGACCCCUGGGAAGAAGGGGAGCCUGACAGCCGUAGACAGACUGUGUGUGGGCGUGCCAAAGGGGCAGUGUUUUGGUCUUCUGGGUGUCAACGGAGCAGGCAAGACAACCACAUUCAAGAUGCUGACAGGAGAUGUGGACGUCACGAGUGGCUCGGCAGCUGUCAGUGAAAUGAGUAUUCUGAAGGACAUGGUGAAGGUACGGCAGCUGAUGGGAUACUGCCCUCAGUUUGAUGCUCUGGACUCCCUCCUCACCGGUCGAGAACAUCUACAGUUCUACGCUCGAGUCAGAGGCAUACCUGAGAAAAACAUCAAAGAUGUGGCAGACUGGGCUAUCAGGAAGCUGGGGCUGGUGAAGUAUGCCAAUGUGGUUGCUGGCAGCUACUCCGGUGGAAACAAGAGGAAACUAUCCACAGCCAUCGCCCUUAUCGGAAACCCUCCCAUUAUAUUCCUGGAUGAGCCAACUACUGGCAUGGACCCCAAGGCUCGCCGCUUCCUUUGGAACUGCAUCAACAGCAUCAUCAAGGAUGGCCGCUCCAUCAUUCUAACAUCCCACAGCAUGGAGGAAUGUGAGGCACUGUGUGGCAGAUUGGCCAUCAUGGUCAACGGCAGGUUCAAGUGUAUCGGCAGUACACAGCAUCUCAAGAACAGGUUCGGCAAUGGGUACACAGUGACCCUGAGGGUGACAGGAGGUCAGCCCGACCUGGAGCCUGUGAAGCGUUACAUCAGAGAGCAGUUCCCCGAGUCUGUGCUGAAGGAAAGCCACCACAACAUGUUGCAGUACCAACUAGGAACCUCCUCCAUCUCCCUGGCUAGACUCUUCGGCAAGAUUGAGGGUGGCAAGAAGGAAAUGGGCAUCGAGAGCUACUCCGUCAGCCAGACAACACUCGACCAGGUCUUCAUCAACUUUGCCAAGCUGCAAACAGACAUGGACAUGGACAUAGAAGAUGAAGAACUUCCUCCAGAUCUGAGCCAGAGGGCAUAUGAGACAGCCAUGAACCCCAACCAACAGCUCCUGAUGAUCGAGGAUGAACAGAGCGUGACAGAAAGUACCGCUGGCCUCAUCCUCCCCAACAGAGCCCGUGACAACAUUAUGACUGAUGUGUCUGUGGCGUAGAUUUGCAACUGUGAUAUAUGUAGAAUCUGUGAUGUUAGCUCAGGCUGUUUUCAUUGUGAAACAAUUGGUCACCAAAUAUAUUUCCUGGAUAACAUUCCAUAAAUGUUAUUGUCACAACCACAACAUUACUGCACCCUUUAGUUUUCUGGUAACACAAUGGCUUAUCUGAUGGUUCACAUGGUAACACAAUACCACACCCAGUGGUACACAUGGUAACACAAUAUUACACCCAAUGGUACACAUGGUAACACAAUAUUACACCCAGUGGUACACAUGGUAACACAAUAUUACACCCAGUCGUACACAUGGUAACACAAUAUUACACCCAGUGGUACACAUGGUAACAAAAUACCACACCCAGUAGUACACAUUGUAACACUAUACCACACCCAGUAGUACACAUGUAGCACAGUACCACACCCAGCAGUACACAUG